CCGGCCGGACGAGGGACCGGACGAGGGACCGGACGAGGGACCGGCCAGUCCCGGCCAACCCUGGACGGCCGCCGCCAGCCGCACUGGCACAGCGCGGACCGCAGCCUGCGCAGCGCGGCCAUGGGCGAGUGGGGCUUCCUGAGCUCUCUGCUGGACGCGGUGCAGGAGCACUCGCCCAUGGUGGGGAGGUUCUGGCUGGUGGUGAUGCUCCUUUUCCGCAUCCUGGUCCUGGCCACGGUGGGCAGCGACGUCUUCGAGGACGAGCAGGAGGAGUUCGUCUGCAACACCCAGCAGCCGGGCUGCAAACCGGUGUGCUACGACGCCGCCUUCCCCAUCUCCCACUACCGCUUCCUCGUCUUCCACGUCGUCGUGCUCUCGGCCCCGGCCGCGCUCUUCGUCAUCUUCGCCGUGCACCAAGCGGCCAAGCCGGGGCGCGGGGGUCAGCGCGCCCGCCGCCUCCAGCCCUUCUACGUGGGCAGCGUGGUGGCACGCAUCGCGGCCGAGCUGGGCUUCCUGCUGGGGCAGGCGCUGCUCUACGGCUUCAGGGUGCAGCCCCUCUUCGUCUGCCGCCGCCGGCCCUGCCCGCACCGCGUCGACUGCUUCGUCUCCCGCCCCACCGAGAAAACCGUCUUCAUCCAUUUCUACUUCGUGGUGGGGCUGGUCUCGGCGCUGCUCAGCCUGGCCGAGCUCGCCCACCUCCUGCGCAAGGGACCCCCGCCCCGCGGCGGGUGCUGCCACCGGCCGCAGGAGCGGGGACCGGCCCCCGGGCAGCCAGCGGGAGCCACGGAGGAACCGUGUCACCCCAGCGCCUCCCCGCCACGGGGGGACCUGACCGUAUAGCUGCCAUCGCUGGCACGAGCUGUGGCUGUUCUCAGCCUGGUGGGAGCCGUGGAGGAGCCGCAUCUCCCCAGCGCCUCCCUGCCACAGGGGGACCUGACCGUGUAGCCGCCAUCGCUGGCACGAGCUGUGGCUGUUCUCAGCCCGACCGGUGCCCAGCGGGCGGUUGCAGCCCUGCCGGGGAAGCAGGGCCGGGCUGUGCCCCGGUGCCCCCGGUUCCUGUUGUGGGCGGUGGACAGGCCUCACCCGGCAGCUGCUGGAAAAAAAAAAAAUAUGGACAAAAGGAAAACAAACAGGUCCCACCAUCCCUGAGCAGCGGCAGGGACACCCCUGACCUCCCCCCCACCCCCAAGCCUGGCACAAUGUAGGGAGGGGGCCAGGGCUGCCCCCACACCCUGUGCUGGGGGUGUCAUGAGUGCAUCGGGGCUCUGCAGGCCAAGGCUGGCCCCUGGCAUUGCGGGGUGGGGGGGGGCGCAGCUGCAGCGACCAGGCUGGGAAGGGCAGAGCUUUGGGGAUGCUGGGGGGGGGGGGAAUGGGUGGGGGGUGACCCCGAAGGACUCUGCCCCAACCCAGCCUUUGGGGACAGCCAGAAUCAGGGAGGGUGAAUAGCUGGGGGGCAGUGAAGGGGUCCCUGCUGCCCCCCCCCCCCCCCCCCAAUGAAGAACCCCCCCAGGACUUGGGGUGCCGCAGAUUGGACCAUGUCCGUCCCCCCCCCCCCCCCGGUGCCCCCACAGCAAGAACGAGCCAGGCACUAGAAUAAAUAAACUUUAUUCUGGAGC
This is a messenger RNA of Chroicocephalus ridibundus (black-headed gull), 1616 nucleotides long. RefSeq names its product gap junction protein delta 3 (gene GJD3). Gene Ontology annotation, molecular function: gap junction channel activity involved in AV node cell-bundle of His cell electrical coupling. The transcript has 2 exons. The record is from RefSeq and is a predicted model, not a curated record. The coding region runs from base 121 to 840 and encodes 239 amino acids. Lineage: Eukaryota; Metazoa; Chordata; Aves; Charadriiformes; Laridae. Gene Ontology annotation, biological process: cell-cell signaling. Gene Ontology annotation, cellular component: connexin complex.